Molecule: messenger RNA, 1362 nt
Organism: Oppiella nova
Lineage: Eukaryota; Metazoa; Arthropoda; Arachnida; Sarcoptiformes; Oppiidae
Source: the annotation of a GenBank genome assembly
UGAAUGAAAAAUCAUUUUUUAUUCACAAAAUCAUAACGUUUUUCAACUCAUCUUUGGAUUCAGUGAUCACUGCCUCAGCUUUAGUGACACUCAAGAGGAAUGUCUUCGUCACUGGAAUCCUAUGUCAACCACACCGUUUCGGUGAUCACAGCCGAUGGCCGACAGAUUGUGGGGACUCUGAAAGGCUUCGACCAAACAGUGAAUCCAUUACUGUCAUGUGGGACUCUGAAAGGCUUCGACCAAACAGUGAAUGUCAUAUUAGAUGACAGUCACGAGCCCCACAUGUCGUCACCAGUACCGCACCUUGUCCACCGGGAGCCUGAGAUUGCUGUCAUCGGAGAGAUAGACGAAGAGUUGGACAAUAAUGCUGUCAUCGGAGAGAUAGACGAAGAGUUGGACAAUAAGUUGGAUUUCAGUAUCAUUAAAGCCGAACCAUUGAAUCCAAUCGAUGAUUUGGUGGACUUAUACCGAGAGUUUGCUAAAACUCCGAUCCUGUAUUAUCUCUUUGUGUCCAUAAGUGCUGUCAUCGGAGAGAUAGACGAAGAGUUGGACAAUAAGUUGGAUUUCAGUAUCAUUAAAGCCGAACCAUUGAAUCCAGCUAUCAGUGGCCAACUGUCCAAAGGUCCUAAUGAGAGGCAACUGUCUGUGCGAAUCGAUUGGAAGGUCCGAGACAUGGAUCGACUGGAGGCCACCAUUGUUGGCCAGCCUGUUGGAUUGUCAGCCACUGCGAGAGCACCGGUAACUCAAUACAUGGCAGUCGUGCGAAAGGGUUCCAAAGAUCCCGAGUCAGGGAAACAGAAACAAUGGCUGGAAAUAUGGGAUCAGACUUGGAAAAUGAAGUCCAUUGACAUCAAUGCAAUGGACGAACACUCGGCGCUGGUAUUGGAGCCCACCUUCGGUCGGGUCCAGUGGUCACCAAACGGCAAACAACUACUAUAUGUCGCCGAUUAUAAGCCACCGAAGGCUCAGUCAUACUAUAAGAAAGUGUCGAAAAAGUCGGACAACUCGGUCAAAGAGUCGGACACAAGGGGUCAGGAGUUUGUGUACAGAGAGGAUUGGGGCGAAUGCUUCGAUGGUAUCACUCAUACAGUGAUUGCUGUUCUCGAUGUCGAAAAUGACUUCAAGAUACGUACCAUUGAAAUGCCCGGCUAUUCAUUGGGUCAGCCCUUCUGGACGGACAGUACGGGGAAUACCAUUGGAUUCGUGGGUUUUGUUGAAGAGCCCCGACGUUUAGGAAUAGUAUUCUGUAUGAAUCGCAAGAGUUCUGUAUUCACAGUCGAUUUGAGAGCUGAAAAGUCUGUGCCGGUGAUGGUGUGCGGGUCAGAGCCCACACACAUCUCUAGUCCCCGUCCACUACCCGAU